AUGACUAAGCAGAGUGCCGUGUGCCGUUUCUUCGUCAGCGUCCUGAGGCAAUCCAGCCAAAUCCCUUCGCAGUUCGACGCGAAGUACGUUACAUCGAUGCCGAUUUCGCGAAUACUCGCCACACAAACGGUCGACCACCAGCGGGCUGUCAAAUGCGUCGAUGCUAUCUAUUAUGCCGGGACAAUGAGGCGGACCGCGAACCAUCGAGCCUCCAGGGACUGGACGCGCAAACUUUUAUCUGCACACCCUGAACAGAUCUUCAUUCAAAUAUUGACGUUAGACGGACACGAUUAUGAUACGAGGGGAUUUAGCGAACCGCAAACUUAUAUUGGCCGGGAGGACAACUCCCGAUGUCACUCCGGAUCAAACCCGUCUGCGGGAUACGUGCUCGUCAUUCCUUGUGAUAUUCACCACGGUCGA
This is a messenger RNA of Iphiclides podalirius (scarce swallowtail), 420 nucleotides long. NCBI's taxonomy places the organism in Eukaryota, Metazoa, Arthropoda, Insecta, Lepidoptera, Papilionidae. The record is from the annotation of a GenBank genome assembly.